This is a messenger RNA of Rotaria sp. Silwood2, 870 nucleotides long. NCBI's taxonomy places the organism in Eukaryota, Metazoa, Rotifera, Eurotatoria, Philodinida, Philodinidae. The record is from the annotation of a GenBank genome assembly.
AUGAAAGCAAAAAGUACAACGACAUCUUAUCAAUUAUUGAACAGGCAAUUUAAAAUUCCCAGAAUUAAACGUAUUACAAACACGGUCAAGAAAGAAUCGAAAAAAUAUCCGGAUGUAACAAUUACACAAUCGGACAUUUUUCGAAUGUUUUUCAAAUUAACAAUACUAUUUAUUGGUGACUCUUCUAUUCGAACAAUAUAUCGAGAUUUCGUCAGAUUAUUCUCCAAUGGUCGCUUAUUAGAAAUCACCGAAGCAGCAAUGCAAAACGGUGAAUUUAAAGAAGCAGAAGGUGAAAGACGUUUACAAAAAGAUGGUAAACGAGGCAAUCCUAAUUACAAAGAUAUUCGUGAAUAUUUUUGUGAAGCAUCGUCCACACGAUUGAUAUAUAUACAUUUACCCACGGUACAUGGACCAUCAGCUACGGAAAAUCUAAAUUAUUUACAAGAAUCAAUAGACUGUGAAUAUAUUCAUGCAAUUGUCUUCUCAUCUUACCACAGUGACAUGAAUUUCGCAAAAUUGAAAAAAAACAAAUUACCAUUUGAAACUAUUCUAGAAAAUUAUAAUAAUAGUUUAAAUGACAUAUGUCUUCGUUUAAUGGAAAUUUGCAGAGCUAAGAAAGAUCGUCAUCAACAAUAUAUUUGGAUGGGAGCUCAUCCACCCAAUUUCACCUUCACUGAUAAACAACAAUAUCAAUUUAAUGAGAUACUCAAUAGUACAAAUCAAAUAGUCAAUGAGCACGGUUUUCAUACAUUCAAUCGUAAGCACUUUUGGGAUAUAACCCAUAAUGAUUUACUAAUGCGCGAAUCUCAUUAUUUUUCUCCUAAAGGUAAAUUCUCUAACCUUCUUUGUCUAACUAUACAUGUUUUAUAA